AUGGAAACGAUCAUUUACUUUUUGAAAUUCAAACGGGAGAUCCCAGUUUACCUUCACCUUUAUAAUGCAUGAUUAUUCCCCAGGAAAAUGAACAUACACACACAUACAUGCACACAUACAUAUGCAUAUAUAUAUAUAUAUACAUAUACGUACAUAUACAUAUAUACAUAUGUACAUCAUACAUACAUACCUACAUGCAUAUAUAUAUAUAUACAUGCAUACAUACGUACAUAUAUACAUACAUAAAUACGUACGUACAUACAUACAUGCACACAUACAUACACACAUACAUACAUACAUACAUACAUCUAUAUAUACGUACAUACACACACACAUACAUACGUACAUACAUACAUACAUACAUACAUACAUACGUACAAACACACAUACAUACAUACAUAUAUAUAUAUAUAUAUAUAUAUACAUAGCCAACACAGUCGCUCAUCCGUGCAUUAUAGGUAGCAAUGGUCAAAGUGGCAUCAUUUAU
Loa loa (African eye worm) is the source of this 487-nucleotide messenger RNA. RefSeq lists its product as hypothetical. The annotation marks the transcript as partial. NCBI's taxonomy places the organism in Eukaryota, Metazoa, Nematoda, Chromadorea, Rhabditida, Onchocercidae. The record is from RefSeq and is a predicted model, not a curated record. The transcript has a single exon.